Sinocyclocheilus rhinocerous is the source of this 3428-nucleotide messenger RNA. It is a transcript of the gene smarcad1b, whose product is annotated as SNF2 related chromatin remodeling ATPase with DExD box 1b. NCBI's taxonomy places the organism in Eukaryota, Metazoa, Chordata, Actinopteri, Cypriniformes, Cyprinidae. Gene Ontology annotation, molecular function: ATP binding; ubiquitin binding. The coding region runs from base 340 to 3228 and encodes 962 amino acids. The transcript has 22 exons. The record is from RefSeq and is a predicted model, not a curated record.
AUUCAUUAAAAACAUUAGGUACAAUACAACCCGGUGAAAUAUCCCAAAGACUCAUAACGUGCAGAGAAAUGGUCCGAGUUAAAAGGGUUUUCUGGUAUUUACCGAUGGCCGAAGCCGAUGCGAGGCUGUUAUUGACAAAGCAAUAAUUUAUUAGCUCGCCGGUGAGCGAAUUCUUUGUUAGAGAGAAAUGCUAUUCUUGUCCGAAAAUCAGCUCAUUCCAGUUGAUAGAUAGUAGAUUCGGGGAAGCACGAGUCAGAAGUCGAUGAUUGUAUCGAUUGAAAUGCAUGACAUGGCGCGUAAAGCUGGACUGAGCUGUUGAUAACGCGUCAAGACUGAACAAUGAGGAGGAAGAAAGGAGCAGCAUCCUCUAAUCAUGUGGGUCCCUCGGAGUCAGACACUAUCAUUCCAGAGACUCCCGAAACCCAACGUCCAUCAGGAUCAGCGCUCUCCACUGCCCUUUCUGACUCUGACUCUGAUAUUGAGAUCUUAGGCAGUUCCAUGAUGCCAGUCAGGCAAGAAGAGCCUGAGAAAAUAGUGCUGUCAUCUGAUGAUGAGAUAUCACUGUCUGAUGAAGAGGAAGUAACUGUGGUGAAGACUGAGAGGAGGCCGAAGCACAGCAGAACAACGAGAUCUACCUCAAAAGCUCUAAAAACACGACAGAAAGGAUCACGUAUGGUGACCAAUAGUGCGCGCCCCUCGCCCCUGAAGACGUCUGGGAUGGCAGCGUCUGAUUCGGUCCACGAGAGGAGACAGCAGCAGAUGUGUGGCGCUUCCCAGGAGAGCGACAGCUCCCAUCGCAGGAGAAAGAGGCGGGCUUCUGCGGUGGAUGAUUCAGAGGAGGAGGGGCCUGAGCCGAGAUCUAAAGAUCAGGAACGUAUGCUGAGAAAACUCCAGAGGAAGUUUCCCCAUCUAAACAAGAAUGAACUCAGGGAUGUGCUUCAGGAACAUAGCUGGCUUAUUGACGAUGCCUUGGAAACACUACGAAUGUUCUCUGACCUUGAAGUUGAGUCUGAGGAUGACACCUCUCAAAUUUCCACUGCUGCCAAACGCACCAGACGGGGCGCAAGUACCCAUCAACAAACUCAGGUUGUCCAACUUCCCAGCCGACCCCAACCAAAACCACACAGACCUCUUGACGGGACCAAACCAUCUCAGAGGAGUGCAAAGCAGUCGGUAGUGACCAAAACCAUAUAUGUGAGCUCAGAGGAGGAGUGCAGUGACUCUGAGGCCUCUUUGGUGAAUGUAUUACUGGACUCUGACUCUGACCAAUCAGAUGAAACCCUAUCCAAACUCAAAUCUGAGAUCCUCAGCUUCUUUCAGACCGCUUCUGUGGAUGAGCUCACACUCAUUGCAGGAUGCUCUUUGAAGAAGGCUCAGAAAAUCACAGAGCUGAGACCCUUUAAAACAUGGAAAAACCUGGAUGACGCCAUGCACAGAGGAAACGGUCUUUCCACUGAGCUGCUGACAGGAUGUAGGGAGGUUCUGAAGGAAAGGGAAGUUGUUAAAGGUCUCAUGAGCAAGUGUGAGGAGAUAUCGGUAAAACUGAUCCAAGACGUGACCCAAGUGAUGAACAAGGGCCCGGGCUCUAUGAGCCAACCCCAGAUCCUCACUAGCACAUUCCAGCUGAAACCGUACCAGCUGAUUGGACUGAACUGGCUGGCUUUACUACAUCAGAACAAACUUAGUGGAAUCCUGGCAGAUGAGAUGGGUUUGGGGAAGACCAUUCAGACCAUCUCGUUUCUGGCCCACCUUUAUCAGGAAGGGAACCAUGGGCCUCAUCUCAUCACCGUUCCUGCUUCUACACUUGAUAAUUGGGUUCGGGAACUGAAUCUUUGGUGCCCCAGGUUCAAAGUGCUGAUAUAUUAUGGUAAAACCAAGCCUUUUUUAAAUCUUUUACAGGUGAAGUUCAUUCAUUCAUCCACUCAUUUAUUUAUUGCCUCUCUCUCUCUCUCCAUCAUUGUCUCCACUUACAACCUGGCUAUUGGAAAUAGCAGUGACCGCAGCCUGUUCUGCAAGCUCAAGCUGGAGUAUGCUGUGUUCGAUGAAGGCCACUUGCUGAAGAACAUGAACUCGCUGCGCUACCGACACCUCAUGGCCAUCAACGCUAAAUAUCGUCUGCUGCUCACUGGAACCCCGCUGCAAAACAACCUACUGGAGCUCAUGUCUCUGCUCAACUUCAUCAUGCCCAAUAUGUUCUCCAGCAGCACCUCACAGAUCUCAAAGAUGUUCUCCAUGAAAUCUUCAGAGGAGCAGAGCAGCUUCGAGAGGGACAGGAUCACCCAUGCCAAGCUCAUCAUGAAACCCUUCAUCCUCAGACGUGUGAAGAGCGAGGUCCUGAAGCAGCUGCCUGCCAAAGAGGAGCAGGUUGAAUUUUGUGCCAUGUCCGAGAAGCAGCAGGAACUCUACAACGCUCUUUUCCACAAACUGAAGCGCUCCAGUAAUGGGGAAAAACGCGAGCUGACCAAUGUGAUGAUGCAGCUGAGGAAGAUGUCCAACCACCCGCUUCUUCACCGGCAAUAUUAUACCACAGAAAAACUCAAAGCUAUGAGCAGACUCAUGCUCAAGGAGCCGAGUCACCGUGAUGCAGAUCCCGCUCUCAUCAAAGAGGACAUGGAGGUGCUCUCGGACUUUGAGUUGCACCGCCUCUGUCAGCAGUAUUCUGCACUGCAGGAAUACCAGCUCGAUACAGACAUACUGCUGGACUCGGGGAAGCUCGGCCUCCUCGCACAGCUGCUGAACUCCCUGAAGGAGAAGGGUGAUCGAGUGGUGCUCUUUAGCCAGUUCACAAUGAUGCUUGACAUUUUGGAGGUGUUCCUGAGACACCAUAAGCACAGAUACAACCGACUGGACGGUUCAACCCCCAUGAGUGACAGAAUUGGGCUGAUUGACCAGUUCAACACAGACCAGGAUAUAUUUGUGUUCCUGCUGUCCACCAGAGCCGGAGGACUAGGCAUUAACCUGACUUCAGCCAAUGUGGUCAUCCUUCACGAUAUCGACUGCAACCCUUACAAUGACAAACAGGCAGAGGGACGCUGUCACCGGGUGGGACAAACCAGGACGGUGAAGGUGAUCAAGCUGAUAAGUAAGGACUCCAUAGAGGACACCAUGCUCCGCAUUGGAGAAAGAAAACUCAAACUAGAGCAGGACAUGACCGCAACUCAGGAGGGUGAAGAGGACUCAUUACCUGAUGAUAUGACCUCGCUGCUCAAAGCUUCUCUUGGACUCUGAAAGCUGGCUCAUAUUGUGACACUUGACGGAAUCUGAAAGAAAAAAAGUACUGUAGCAGACCCGAGUUUGAUUUUUCUAUACUGCUCGCAAAAAAAUAUGAGGUUCAAAGGAGCAGAUGUGUUUACAUUUCUACUGUUCGUGGCAAAAAAUACUGUAAUAUUGUGGUGAUGUUGGUGUUUGUUUGAUAGUUUUUGUAUUCA